Messenger RNA from Fonsecaea erecta, 3723 nucleotides. RefSeq lists its product as hypothetical. Gene Ontology annotation, cellular component: membrane. NCBI's taxonomy places the organism in Eukaryota, Fungi, Ascomycota, Eurotiomycetes, Chaetothyriales, Herpotrichiellaceae. Gene Ontology annotation, molecular function: mannosyltransferase activity; carbohydrate:proton symporter activity. The record is from RefSeq and is a predicted model, not a curated record. Gene Ontology annotation, biological process: transmembrane transport; carbohydrate transport. The transcript has 11 exons. Bases 1 to 3723 code for a protein of 1240 amino acids.
AUGGGUGGUGGUGGAGGUAAACCUCUGAAUAUUUUCCGUUUGGGGAGUUCCCUGGCGGAUGAACCCAAAGAAGUUCUAAACUGGAGACUCUGGUUUGCUGUUGUCUCCUUUGGCAUUAUGGGAGCAGCUAGAGGCGUAGAUGAAGGGUUGAUCAGCGGCACCUUCAAUACGGAGGAUUUCCAGCAGCUCCUUGGAUUCGACAAACUUGAUAAAGACCAAUAUGCAAAUGUCAAGGGCAACGUCUCUGCAAUGGUUCAGAUUGGGAGCGUAGGUGGUGCCCUACUGGCUUUUGUUCUCGCCGACCGUAUCGGUCGUCUCUGGGCCACUCGACAACUGUGUGUUCUUUGGAUACUUGGAAUAGUCAUCUUUAUGACCAACAACGGGCGAUUGGGCCAAGUAUAUGCUGGCCGCUUCAUUGCUGGUCUCGGAAUUGGCCAGACCACCGUCAUUGCGCCUGUUUACCUUUCUGAGAUUUCACCCAAGGCGGUGCGAGGCCUUUGCACUUGUGUCUUCUCGGGCUCAGUGUACAUUGGAAUCAUGCUUGCAUACUUUUCGACUUGGGGAAGCAGCCUUCACAUCGAUCAAAACAAGCCCAGCUCCUGGAUGGUGCCGACAUCUCUCCACCUCAUAUUUGCUAGUCUCAUCUUCAUCUUGUCAUGGUUCAACAAUGAAUCACCUCGCUUCCUGAUCAAGCAAGGCAAAAUCGACCAUGCCACGGGCAAUCUGGCCAAAAUCCGAGGCCUUCCCGCUGACGACGAAUACGUCACGGCAGAAAUCUGUGGUAUUGUGCAUCAACUGAAUGAAGAGCAGGAAGCAACCAUGGGACAAGGCUUUUGGGGCAUUCUUCGAGAGAUAUUCUGCAUGCCCGACAACUUCUACCGGAUAUACCUUGGUCUGGGGGUCCAAUUGCUCGGCCAAUGGUCAGGCGCUCAAAGUAUUACCAUAUAUGCUCCCGAUAUGUUUGCGCUGCUCGGUACCAAAGGUAACAAUGAAAAGCUAUACGCCACGGCCAUCUUUGGUGUGGUAAAGUUUGUCUCCGCGAUUUUCUGUGCCCUGUUCCUGGUCGACGCUAUUGGACGAAAGCGAUCAUUGUCCAUCGGCAUCGCCCUUCAGGCCAUUUCCAUGUGCUACAUUGCAGCCUUCUUGACCGCUGUGCCCAACAUUGACAGUAACACCGUCUUUACUGCCUCUCAGAAGCAUGCUUCCACAGGGGGUAUUGUCAUGAUAUAUAUAUCGGGUGUAGGAUGGGCUUUGGGAUUCAACAGUAUUCAGUACCUUCUGAAUGCUGAGAUCUAUCCCCUCAGAAUCCGCGCUGUCUGCAGCUCUCUUGUUAUGUGUUUCCACUUCGUCAACCAAUACGGCAACUCACGCGCCGUGCCUAACAUGCUCCUGAACCUCAGCCCCAAGGGAACAUUCUGGUUCUUUACCGGGAUCACAAUUCUCGGUGGACUGUGGGCAUGGCUCUUCAUUCCCGAGACAAGCGGCCGUAGUCUCGAAGGUAUGGAUGCAUUGUUCCGCCUUCCUUGGUACAAGAUCGGGAGAUAUGGGCGACGGGAGGCUGAUGCUAACGAUCAAUUGACGAGAGAGAGGGUGUUGGAGGAGAAGGCGGCCAUGGGAGGGAAUGCUGCAAUGGUAGAGGUGGUGCAGCAGGAGAAGGUCGACCGAUCGAGGUCGGAUUACUACCUACAAUGGGGACCGUUCGAGCCGUUACCGAUCCCAGGGUUCGUGAACACCGGACUGCCUGGGAAGAGAUCGUGCGACACUCUGAAAUACAACUCGACGGUGGGGGUGCAGAAGAGCUUCUUCCUCGACGAUGACAUUAAGCAAAUCGCCAUGACCCUCGACUCUCACCCGAUGGUCGACUACCCCGACGAGAUGAUGAACGACCCCGAGAUGGAAGCGAAUGAGAUCAUUGACAAGACUUGGGCUCGCCUCUCGGGGUCCAGUGUGUGGCUGCCGGAACAGAAGGUCUUCUUGUCCGUGACUCGAGUCAUCUUCUGCCCCUCGAAGACGCGCUCAGUGCCCAAGAUGAGUUUUCUGCGGGGUCAACUCUACAAUCAAGACUGGGAACAUUUGGACAAUCAUACUAUUGCCUGGGAUGGACAGGAGUUCACGUUUCCACUGGUGUUCGACAUCCCGGUGCAGUGGGAAGAAGAAGGGAGUUUGUAUGGACCGGAAGACCCCCGUAUCAUUCUGGAGGACAAUGUCGAAGGUGCGGAGCCGGUUGUCAUCUUCAACAUGAUCGCAAAACGAACCGAGUGGAAGAGAGCCAUGUACAUCUUCCGACCUUUCUCCAACUACUCCACCAUCCUCACCAUCAAGGACGCCGACAGGCAACAUACCGAAAAGAACUGGGCACCGUUCUUCAUUCCGAACGAGCAAAAACACAAGGCAACUGGCAAGAACCCCUCAAAGGCGGUGGCGCCGGUACGUCAAUCCAGCGAAUACAUCCGUUUCGUUUACAGCUUCAAACCUUUGCGGAUUUUGAAGUGCCAUCUCCGCUGUGGUGACUGCGAGUUCGAGUUCGAGCAAGAGGUGCCCGACAACUUCAUGACCAAGCAUAACGAAGACGGUGGCAGUUUGCGUGGCGGUACCAACUUCGUCCCGGUGCCCCUCCCAUCGAGCAUGGACAUCGACCCUCGAGUAAGGGUGUACGCAGCCUUUCCCCGGACCAACAUUGAGAAACAAUGUGACGGCAGUUUUUAUCGCCCAGAGUUCGUGGUCAUGAUCAACAUUGGCACACAGUUUCACCUCGCCUUUGCUUCCGAGUCGCUUGAUUUUGGCACCUCCCUUCUCGACCUGGGACCCGAAGAUGAUCGUUGCGAUAAAGGGCGCAUUCUCAUUCCCAACAGCGUCGCUCAGUGGGAUACGAGCAAUGGCCAUGACGUGAUGAGUGUGACGUUCAGCGUCAACGACGAGACUGUUCAAGUCGCGCGUGUUCAAGGGCUCCUGUCGUUCGUCCGUAAUCUACCUCAAUUCAAGACGCUAUUGAAAAAGGAUGGUCUGCUAAAGGGAGCCGAUCCUGACCUGAUGAGCACCCUGUCUUCUUGGGUCGGGGACGACGUUCGUGGCUGUCUUGUGGAGGCCGCUCUCAAGUACGCCGCUGCGGCAAAGGAGAUCUCGCUCCCGAAAGAGGGAAGCGAAGUGAUGGAAGUCACCAAGGAGCUGAUGCAAAAGCUCAAACUGGAAUCGGACACUGCCAAGCAGAAGGACGAAGAAAUCUUCAAUCACGGGUUUGAACCAGGGCAUAUGUUUUUGGAACAUCCUCUUGAUGAUGACGGUGACCCACAACCUUUCCGGUUCGAGAUGCUGGGCGAGUUUUCCGACGUCGAAGGUCUGUCGGUUGAGGGCUUGGACGGUGGCGAGAGCAAAGACGAAGAUAAGCAGGGAAGCCCUGGUAAGGAAGAGCCAAAGAAGGACGACGGGACGAGGGAGGAUACAAAGAAGGAAGACGAAAAGAACAAUGGGUCGAAGGAAGACGAAAGGAAGGACGAAACGCAGGAAGAUGAAACGAGAGAUGGAAUGAAGAGCGAUAAAGAUGAUGUGCCCGAGCCGGAGAAGGUGAACAUCGAGCAUCCUGAUGACGAGACUCAAGAUACUCGAGAGGGAGACAAAAAGGACGAAGGAAAGCCGCCGCAAGACAAUACACAAACGGAGCCCAAACCACAACACGCCCAUCACCGAUAUCAUAAUCAUCAGAAUCGACGCAGAAGGUGGUCGUGA